Acanthoscelides obtectus is the source of this 602-nucleotide messenger RNA. The record is from the annotation of a GenBank genome assembly. NCBI's taxonomy places the organism in Eukaryota, Metazoa, Arthropoda, Insecta, Coleoptera, Chrysomelidae.
AUCCGAAGGGCCGGAAAGGUCAUCGCGAUGAUGUUUUGGUAUGCGAAGAGCGUCAUCAUCGGGGAUUUUUUAGAAAAAGGAAAAACGAUCACUGGACAAUACUAUAGUGAGCUAUUAUACUGCUUCGACAAAAAAUUGGAGGAGACACGGCCACAUUUGAUGAGAAAGAAAGUGCUGCUUCACCAAGAUGACGCACCAGCACAUUCAUCUGGAGUUGUCGCCGCCAAACUGCAUGAAUUGCAUUAUGAAGUGCAAAUGUUGCAAUUAUCAUUAUUACUGGGUGUUCUUCACUCUAGUGUAGCGUUUGUGACGUCACAGUGACCAUCACAAACGGCUACCCGAGCCACUGGCAUGCUGCUGCGAUCGCCGCGCAUGGCGAGGGAGUCACCCACCCCCAAAGCAUCGUCAGUGGCCGCCCCGAAUGCUUCUGCCGCCCCCGGUCAAGACUGUCCUGACGCCGCCGCGCUGCCUCCAUCCAGUGUUGCCGCACUGGAUCAGCAGCAUCAUGGCCACGGUGCGCAUGUGCUCGACUACGCUCCUGCGCCUGGGUGGACCGCGCAUGUUCAGCAGGAGACCGGAAGGCUCUACUACUGCAAGUAAGU